Molecule: messenger RNA, 918 nt
Organism: Mirounga angustirostris (Northern elephant seal)
Lineage: Eukaryota; Metazoa; Chordata; Mammalia; Carnivora; Phocidae
Product: olfactory receptor 2A1/2A42
Biological process (GO): detection of chemical stimulus involved in sensory perception of smell; G protein-coupled receptor signaling pathway
Cellular component (GO): plasma membrane
Molecular function (GO): olfactory receptor activity; G protein-coupled receptor activity
Source: RefSeq, a predicted model, not a curated record
AUGGGGGAAAAUCAGACAGUGGUGACAGAGUUCAUUCUACUAGGAUUUUGUCUUGGCCCAAGAAUUCAGAUGGUUCUCUUUGGGCUCUUCUCUCUGUUCUAUGCCUGCACCCUGCUGGGGAACAGCAUCAUCCUGGGGCUCAUCUGGCUGGACUCCUGACUGCACCCCCCCAUGUACUUCUUCCUCUCCCACCUGGCCAUCGUCGACAUAGCCUAUGCCUGCAACACCAUGCCCCAGAUGCUGGUGAACCUCCCGAAGCCAGACAAGCGCAUCUCCUUUGCUGGCUGCUUGACACAGACCUUUCUCUUUUUGACUUUUGCUCUGACAGAAUGUCUUCUCCUAGUGGUGAUGUCCUAUGAUCAGUAUGUGGCCAUCUGCCACCCCCUCCAAUAUUCUGCCAUCAUGAGCUGGAGGGUCUGCAUCACCCUGGUGGUGACUUCCUGGGCAUGUGGCUCCCUGCUGGCCCUGGUCCAUGUGAGCCUCAUCCUGAGGCUGCCCUUCUGUGGGCCUCGUGAAAUCAACCACUUCUUCUGUGAAAUCCUGUCUGUCCUCACUGCCUGUGCUGACACGAGGCUCAACCAAGUGGUAAUUUUUGUGGCUUCUGUGUUUGUUUUAGUCGGGCCCCUCUGCUUGGUGCUAUUUGCCAUCCUGAAUAUCCAGUCUGGGGAGGGCCGCAGAAAGGCCUUCUCCUCCUGUUCCUCCCACCUCUGUGUGGUGGGGCUCUUCUUUGGUAGUGCCAUUGUCAUGUGCAUGGCCCCCAAAUCCCACCACCCUGAGGAACAGCAGAAGAUCCCUUUCUUGCUUUACAGCUUUUUCAACCCUAUGCUGAACCCACUGAUCUACAGCCUGAGGAACGCGGAGGUCAAGAGUGCCCUGAGGAGAGCGCUGUACAAGGAAGGUCAUUCCCAGCUGGAGUGA